AUGGCAAAGCAGAGGCAACACGCCCUGCAGGAAGCGUACCCAGCCCCAGCCACUGAUGCCUCCCAGGGCCCCCUCCCCCUGGAUAAACCAGAUCAGUUGCCCCCCACCUUCCUCCAGGGUAGAAACAGGGAGUCUGCUGCCUGGAAUGUUCAGGGCCAAGCGCCAAGCCUCCCGGCCCCCAGCGUAGAGCCCCAGCCCCUGGCAUGGCCACACCAUGACACAGGAGCGACUCAGGAGUCCCCGAGAGUUUCGAGGGGUAACCUGGGAAACCCAUGGAGCAGUGAGAGUGGGUUGCUGAGCCUGCGACAGUCCAGCCAGGGGAAAUGCAAGGAAAGUGACACCAGCCUGUUGAGCAGCGGGUACGCAGGCGAUGAGGAGAACAGUGAGGUCAGCCUGGUGGGCAACACUCCAAUCUUAAGGUUGCCGAGAAGGCUCCACACCCAGGCAGGCAGCGCCCCAAGCAGCCAGCUGUGUACCAUCUACUCGCCCAGCCAAAUCAGAAGGCGGGCGGCUGGCCAAGCCCACGGCAGCAGGCAGGCUGGAGGGGAAAAGCGAGGCCAGCCUGCCCAGCAGCGGCCUCAGCAGCAGGGCCAGCAGCCUGACCAGCAUGAGCUUCAUCAGCCUGGGCAGCAGUGCCCUGAACUAUCAGGUGAGUAG
Messenger RNA from Callorhinus ursinus (northern fur seal), 657 nucleotides. NCBI's taxonomy places the organism in Eukaryota, Metazoa, Chordata, Mammalia, Carnivora, Otariidae. The record is from RefSeq and is a predicted model, not a curated record.